This is a messenger RNA of Dreissena polymorpha, 898 nucleotides long. RefSeq lists its product as uncharacterized. The coding region runs from base 146 to 898 and encodes 250 amino acids. The transcript is spliced from 3 exons. Gene Ontology annotation, biological process: positive regulation of DNA-templated transcription. NCBI's taxonomy places the organism in Eukaryota, Metazoa, Mollusca, Bivalvia, Myida, Dreissenidae. Gene Ontology annotation, cellular component: chromatin; nucleoplasm. Gene Ontology annotation, molecular function: ubiquitin-protein transferase activity; zinc ion binding. The record is from RefSeq and is a predicted model, not a curated record.
AUUGAGAAGAGUUCUUUGUGUGCAGCUUAAAUUUUAAAUCGUUCUGUCUUAAUUAUUUGAUUGUGUAAUUCGUCUGUUUUUCGGACAUAGUUUUUGAAAGGGUCUAAACCAACAAUUAAAUAAAAAACAAGCAAUAAUAUGCGAAAUGGGAAAUGCUAAUAAGAAGCCGUUAUCAGACGAAUGUGAUACCAACUCUGAUUCGUCAUCAGACUCCAGACCCGGUGAAAUUAUACUCGUAGAUCUGACGGACUCGGAGGAGGAUUUAAAUCCAGCAGACACCAAAGUUAUUAAAAAUCCAUAUCCAGACGCAUUAAACGAUGUCGAAAAAUAUUCUGACGGUGGCACAAAAACGCAUGAGAUGGAAAAAGAACAGGCUGGUAUUAAACGCGGAUUCCAUGAUAUAGAUGACACCGCCAGUCAAAGGAAAACGCAGCUGUUUUGUGGACCAUGCAACAUUCAACGCAAAACCGCCACUGCUAUAACGUUUUGUCCUGUUUGUGACAACGAUCUUUUGUGUGCACUGUGUUCAUCGAUCCACAAUGCGUUGCCUGUAACGAACUCGCAUACGUUGUUAGACGUUUCUGCAUAUCCGGAUAAAAACGAAGGGGGAAAUUUUGGUACAGGAUACAAACCUAUCUGCAACCUGUGUCUUAUUCAAAAAGUUGAAUCUGAAGCAAUCCUUCAAUGUCAAGAGUGCGAAACACAGCUGUGUGAUUCGUGCAGAAAUCAGCAUAAAGCACAGAAGGCGACCCGUUCUCACAAUCUAAUAAACAUAAAUGACGAAACACCUAAGACCAAACGAGCACGACUACAACCACCGUGUACUUCAACAUCUCCGGACGAAGAGGAAACGAUUAGUGAUUUCCUAAACAAUUUAGUUUUGCAGCUGAGAAAAUAG